UCUGGUCAUCAGUUGCCAUAGAAACCACCAUACACAUGCUAAUUCUAGCUACGUCUAUCGGGGCAAACACCAAAAGUAGGUUAACGUAUUGUAUUAUAUUAUUAGCAUACGGAUAGUUGUCAGCAUUAUUUUCCAGCAUGACUCAUUCGAGAAGUUAUAGCUACAAAGUGAAGACCGGAAACUGGUUUGAGGACGUGCUCUGCGAGGAUGCAAAGAAAGAUCCCCAGAAAAAAGAGAGGGGUGAGCUUGUUGCCCAGAAAGUAGACUUCCUCAAACAGAACAUUUUGAGACCGGUGAAUCUCACUGUGACAGAUGAUGGGAGAUUGCACUUUGGGAAUGUUGUGAUGCUGGUGAACAUGGGAGGAGAAAAGAGGGCGUGCAGUGCAGUGAGCAUUAACGCAGACAUUAACAGCGUGAGGAGGAGCCCUUCGCCUGGCAUUCAGGCCCCAUGUGAAGUCAGUGCAGGGAAAGGUAUUCAGGGCUGCGUGCGCACUGCCUUCAUCAUCACCAGUGUUGAUGGCAGUCCUGAAGGGUCGACUCUGCAUUUCGAGCAAAGUUUUGCUCUAAAAACAACAAGUGGCUUUGCUGGUGGUCUUUACCUGACGAGUGACAUAAAAAGUUUUGAAAAGUGUGCCAAGAAGUCCAGGCUACAGGAAGUAACGUUGGAUGACAGCGGUUCCUUCACGUCAUGGUGGAAGAUAGUCCACUUUGAACCCCAGGAGAGGCUCGAAUAUGACGGUCAGCCUGUUCCGGCUAAUGUGAGAGUGCUGAUCAAACACUGCAAGACAAACCAGGCUCUUGCUGUGCUGGGACAACAUGUCAUUUGGACCCCAUACGGCAACGAGUAUGAGCUGACGGCUCACACCUUCCUGAACUCGUGCAGAGGCGAGCAGGACAACAACCACUGGAUCCUGUGCACCUCUGACUCUGCAAGGAAAGGGCUCGUAAUUCUCAACCACCCACAGUCAGCGGCCCACGACGAGGAGCUCACACAGGCAAACCCUGAUAUCUAAAUCGACAGUAACACAAUUCACUCUCAUGCCACAAGUACAAAUACGGCAGAUAGAUACCACACCGUUAAUAACACCUAAAGAAUUAUAAAAUAAAGGUUGUUUUUGUUA
Anarrhichthys ocellatus (wolf-eel) is the source of this 1121-nucleotide messenger RNA. It is a transcript of the gene cfap161, whose product is annotated as cilia and flagella associated protein 161. Gene Ontology annotation, biological process: cilium assembly. Bases 138 to 1013 code for a protein of 291 amino acids. The transcript has 8 exons. NCBI's taxonomy places the organism in Eukaryota, Metazoa, Chordata, Actinopteri, Perciformes, Anarhichadidae. The record is from RefSeq and is a predicted model, not a curated record. Gene Ontology annotation, cellular component: motile cilium.